AUUAUCUAGAACGUCAGCUGGCCAUUGGAAAGAAUGUACCCAAGAUCGACCAAUCAGACUGCGUUCUUUAUGGGAGUGCGAACACUGGACCAAUAGGAACGCUCGGCUUUCCUUCAGAGCCCGCCCACAGGUAAUACAUCUCUGAGGGAGAAAACUGUGCACUGUGUCUCCGGCUGGCCACCGUUUUACCUGCAGACUCAGACAAAUAAAGUCCUUGGUAACAUCUCCACCAUGGCGACAACAGCAUUGAGAUCAGUGCUGAAGGCAAAGGUCCCACUUAAAGUUACCCGCAUGUGCUACUCCUCAUCCGUGCCCACCACCAAGCUGUUCAUUGAUGGGAAGUUUGUUGAAUCCAAAACGUCAGAAUGGCUGGAUAUUCACAAUCCUGCUACCAAUGAGGUGAUCGCCCGUGUACCCAAAGCCACGCAGGAGGAGAUGUCGGCUGCUGUGGACUCGUGCUCCAGAGCCUUUCAGACCUGGUCUGAGACCUCCAUCUUAGCACGGCAGCAGGUCUUUCUGCGCUAUCAGCAGCUUAUCAAGGACAACAUUAAAGAACUCGCCAAGUCCAUCACAGUGGAACAGGGCAAGACCCUGGCAGAUGCAGAGGGGGAUGUGUUCAGAGGAUUGCAGGUUGUGGAGCACUCCUGCAGCGUCACCUCUCUGAUGCUGGGUGAAACGCUGCCCUCCAUCACCAAGGACAUGGACACCUACACCUACCGCCUGCCCCUCGGGGUGUGCGCCGGCAUCGCCCCCUUCAACUUCCCCGCCAUGAUCCCUCUGUGGAUGUUCCCCAUGGGCAUGGUGUGCGGCAACACAUACCUGAUGAAGCCAUCGGAGCGGGUGCCGGGCUGCGCCAUGCUGCUGGCCAAGAUGCUGCAGGACGCCGGGGCUCCAGACGGGACGCUCAACAUCAUCCACGGCCAACACGCUGCUGUGAAUUUCAUCUGUGACCAUCCGACUAUCAAGGCGAUCAGCUUUGUUGGCUCGAAUCAAGCUGGAGAGUACAUUUACGAGAGGGGCUCUAAAAAUGGCAAGAGGGUCCAGUCAAACAUGGGAGCCAAGAACCAUGGUGUGGUGAUGCCUGAUGCCAAUAAGGAGAACACUCUGAACCAGCUUGUGGGUGCAGCGUUCGGGGCGGCAGGACAGCGCUGCAUGGCUCUGUCUACAGCCAUCCUAGUGGGCGAGGCGCGGAGCUGGCUGCCGGAGCUGGUGGAGCGCUCCAAGGCUCUGCGCGUGAACGCAGGAGACCAGCCUGGUGCGGACGUGGGGCCUCUUAUCUCUCCGCAGUCCAAGGAGAGAGUCUGCAGUCUGAUCCAGAGCGGCGUGGACGAGGGCGCUAAGGUGCUCCUGGAUGGCCGAAACGUCAAGGUCAAGGGAUAUGAGAAUGGCAACUUUGUGGGUCCAACCAUCAUUGGCAAUGUCACACCUGAGAUGAAGUGCUACACUGAGGAGAUCUUCGGGCCUGUGUUGGUUGUUCUCGAGGCAGAGUCUCUGGAUGAUGCCAUCAAUUUGGUCAACAGGAACCCCUAUGGCAACGGUACAGCUAUCUUCACCACAAAUGGCGCCACUGCACGCAAAUACACUCACGAGGUGGACGUGGGCCAGGUUGGAGUCAAUGUUCCCAUCCCCGUACCACUGCCCAUGUUCUCCUUCACUGGGUCAAGAGGAUCCUUCAGAGGGGACAUGAACUUCUACGGAAAACAAGGCAUCCAGUUCUACACACAGAUCAAAACUGUAACCUCACAAUGGAAAGCUGAAGAUGCCACCUUGAAAAGUCCUGCAGUUACCAUGCCCACCAUGGGGCGCUAAAUACUCCAAGUGCUGCUGUUCAGUUCGAUAAACCACAAGACUUGCACACCUGUCUUCCACAUACAGGACACUGAGGCUAAUUUCAUAUAAGUUAUGACUGUUGCUUUUGUGAAAUAGUCAUCCACUUCCAUGUUUUUGGUGCAGUUGUUUUACAAACCGGAUUCGAACCCUACACGAGGACACAUCAACCGUACUCCACACCACUUUUAAUCAGCCUUUGAAUCAACCAACCGUGCCCCACCACUGUAAUUAUAUGAACUGUACUUUGAGGUCAGCUGUAAUUGGAUCCCGUCCUAAAAUCCCUAAUGUGAAAGCCUCCUCCAUUGUGAAUAGUUCAUUAAUACUCCCCUUUUAAAGAUUUUAUAUUAGAUGUGUUUAUUUAGAUAUUCUUUAAAUGAAAACCAAUGCAGACAUCUGUACGGCCGAGGCAAUGUUUUUGAACCAUUUCUUCAAAUACAACCAGUAUUGAAAACCCUGUUGUGAAUUACUCGUGUAGUGGAUGUGAUCCCCGUAAAUGAAUAUUACCAUGAGUACUGCAUUGCACUGAUCCAAUAGAGAUUUUGUACUAGGGAUGGGAAUAAUUAAUCGAAAGAUUGAUCAAUGGUCCUUAAGAAUUUGGUCAAACACAUCAAAUUUUUAAUCGAUCUGUUUAUUUUUUUAAUUUUAUCUCUGACUGGUAUCAGUACUCACUGAACUGAAACACGGCAGAGCGUUCAGUUCUGCGGCUGUACGUCAAUAAGCCAAACAGCUGAGAAUUAAGUUGGAUAAAGCUACAGUUUGCAAACUGAAAGUUGCAAUAACAAUUAUAAAACACACAGAAAUAAGAUUAUUAAUUGGAGCAAAACUAGCUUACUGUAUCAAACCUUGCUAGCAUGAAUUACUAAGUUUUAUUUGAUCUAAAACUUAUUUAAACACAUAACACACUUUAAUAUGCAACACUACUGUGAAAACUAACUUCAUGCCUUUUCGGGGGCUAAAACAUAAGACACUGAACUCUUUAGUGUUAUCUUUACAGUAUAAUCUCACUUGAGUUAGUUUUACGAUUGACAGGAUCAAGUCUCUUUUCGUUCUUUCAAAAUAAAAGUGGCCGUUAUCAAAACAGGCUUUUGCAUAGUACUA
Messenger RNA from Centropristis striata (black sea bass), 2928 nucleotides. It is a transcript of the gene aldh6a1, whose product is annotated as aldehyde dehydrogenase 6 family, member A1. Gene Ontology annotation, biological process: thymine catabolic process; L-valine catabolic process. The transcript is spliced from 12 exons. Bases 232 to 1809 code for a protein of 525 amino acids. Gene Ontology annotation, molecular function: malonate-semialdehyde dehydrogenase (acetylating, [NAD(P)+]) activity; methylmalonate-semialdehyde dehydrogenase (acylating, NAD+) activity. Lineage: Eukaryota; Metazoa; Chordata; Actinopteri; Perciformes; Serranidae. Gene Ontology annotation, cellular component: mitochondrion. The record is from RefSeq and is a predicted model, not a curated record.